Umbelopsis ramanniana AG is the source of this 1719-nucleotide messenger RNA. RefSeq lists its product as uncharacterized. NCBI's taxonomy places the organism in Eukaryota, Fungi, Mucoromycota, Umbelopsidomycetes, Umbelopsidales, Umbelopsidaceae. Bases 1 to 1719 code for a protein of 572 amino acids. The transcript has 7 exons. Gene Ontology annotation, molecular function: acyl-CoA dehydrogenase activity. The record is from RefSeq and is a predicted model, not a curated record.
AUGUCGGUAAAACCAGUGGUUGCAUCUUCCGAUUCAGGUUUCCGCCAGUCUCCUCCAACACAAGGUUCUAACGUCUACGAAAAUGACACCGUCUUACAAAACAUUCUGAAGAGACACUUACCUCCAUCUGUCAUGAGUCAGGUUGAACCUGAUCUUCAUCGAUUUGGAAAACUAGUCGUUGAUGAGCCCGGCAACCACCCUCGCCUGCGUCAAUACGAUGCUUGGUGCCAACGUGUCGACGACAUUGUCUUACCGAACGAAUGGACUCAGCUACAUGAUAUUGCAGCACGUGAAGGCCUUGUCGCAAUCGCCUAUGAACGUCCCCAUGGUGAAUACUCUCGUCUGUAUCAAUUCGCAAAGCAGUACAUGUACAUGCCCUUCAGUGCAAAUGUCUCCUGCCCGUUAAGCAUGACCGAUGGCGCAGCCAGAAUUGUUGAAUUACUGGGAACACCGGAGAUGAAGCAAAAAUACUAUAAGAAAUUGACAAGCCGCGACCCAAGAGAAUUCUGGACUUCGGGCCAGUGGAUGACCGAACGCCCAGGAGGCAGUGACGUUGGACGCUCCGAAACUAUUGCAGAGCUUGAAGAUGAGGCCAAUAACGUUUGGUCCGUCAAGGGUUUCAAGUGGUUCUCUAGCGCCACCACAGCGGACAUGACCAUGCUACUGGCUAGAACGGUCGAUCCCAAGACAGGUACUGUUAACCCUGGAAGCAAGGGCCUGUCCUUAUACCUUGCAGAGCUCCGAAAGGAAGAUGGUACCUUGAACGGCGUUCGCGUUCAUCGACUCAAAGACAAAUAUGGCACCAAAGCAUUGCCUACUGCCGAAUUGGAACUCGUUGACAUGAAGGCCGCUUUGAUGGGCAAACCUCACCGUGGUGUGCCUAAUAUUACCGCCAUCUUGAACAUCACUCGUAUCUAUUCUGUUGCAGGCACAUUGGCAGGCGUUGCUUCUUCCUUAGCCGUUGCCAAAGAUUUUGCCCGCAAGCGCGAAGCUUUCGGAAAAACACUUGCUAUGCAACCACUUCAUGUCGAAACCUUGGUUCAGCUGGAAUUGGUUUACCGUGCCUUGGCGCAAAUGACUUUCUAUGAAUGCUUGCUACUCGGACGCACUGAGUGCAUUGAUGAAAACAGCGAGCAAGUCAAAGCCGACAUCAAGACCCUUCGAUUCAUUACCCCCAUUUGCAAAUCAUUUGGCUGCAAGAUCGGUAUCCAAGCUAUUUCAGAGUGCAUGGAGGCUCUCGGCGGUCAAGGUUACAUGGAGGACGUAGGCAUCGCUCGCGCUGUUCGUGAUGCUCAGGUCAACACCAUUUGGGAGGGUACUACCAAUGUUCUGGGUUUGGAUGUCCUGAGAGUGCUGAAAGAAACCAAGGGCGAGGCUCUAUUCCACUUCAAAGAGGAAGUGCCUGUAUUGGAAAAUGCCGCAGAAGCUAUCACAAUUGCAUUGGAGAAGGUCAUCACCUUCUUCAGCAGCGUUAAGAACAAAUUGGAGCUUGAAGCAAGCGCCCGCGACCUUACCUUCGCUCUUGGCAAGAUUCUUGUCGGCGCCUUGUUGUACGAGCAAGCUGCCUGGGCUGUCCAAAGCAAACUACCCAAUGCAGAGCAGGAUUUGACUGCUCUUGCCAGAUGGUGUGACCCGGCUGAUCUUCACAAGGAUAUUCCCCAAAGAGAUGACAAAAAGGUUUUGGAAGGUAAGCCUGGUUGCCCGAGAAAACUACAAUGA